AUUACGUUUCCCUCUAUUUAUAAGAUACCCUUGUCCAAACCCGUAUACAUUGCUUAUUAGAGAAAGUUGCUCUAUUCAUUCGGCGUUCCUAUUUGUCGAUAUUAAGAUAACUUUAUACCCUCUAUCCCCUACUAGCAACAAGUUUAUUUUUUAAAAAUAUGAGACAUAUUACGUUAAUCGCUACUGCGCUUACUUUGCUGCGUUUAUGUUCUGGUAUGGCUGUUAACAAGCCUUCCAAUCAUUCUAUUUGGCUUUCUGGUAAUUCAGAGGCUUUGCAAUGGUCUGUCGUUGAUACAGACCCAUUGCAAGCGCAUGUUUACGUUGUAAACGAAAAAGUUUACCCUGCUACUAGUAAAUAUGCAAUGACUGUUGACACGUUCAACGAGAGUGCCACUCUUCCUCCUCUUGAGCUUACGCCUGGCUCAGGAUAUCAAGUAAACCUUGUGUCUAUUCUUAACAGUACCGUUAUUUAUGCCCAAUCUCCCCAUUUUACUGUAAUGAGUAAGGAAGAAUCAACGGGUUCUCUCGAUGAUAAUACCUUGCGUGCUCCUUUACUUCAGAAAUUAGGUAGUAAUACCUCAAGCACUGGCAACUGGACCAUGAUUCCUAACCCUGGUCAGUCAUCCACUGUUUCCAAAUCCACUAGUAUGUUCACUAGUGUCACCAGUAUUGGUGCUAGCGGUGCUUCUACUAGCAGUUCCAUGAGUGACGGUCCUUAUUUUACCAAUACUAGCUCUCUAACUGUUCAUCCUACAAGCUCAUUCGUGGCUUCUACUACCUCUUUUAAACAUACUGUUACGUCCGUCCCUUAUAACUCAAAUUCCACUUCGCUCGCAUCAGUUACAUCCGUUCCUAGUUAUACCAAUACCUCUAGUUCGGUGCCUUCUAAAAACACCACUGUUUCUUCCCCAAGUGUCUCCUCACCCGUGGUUGCUUCUUAUUCCAAUGUUACAUCUACUCCUAGCUUUACCAGCUCUCUGCCCGCUUUCACGAACACCGCUGUUGCUAUCAAUUCUUCCGCAAAUGUCUCCUCAUCCAUGACUACUUCUUAUUCCAAUGUUACAUCUACUCCUAUCUAUACCAAUUCUUUCUCUUCUAUCCCCACAUCUUCCGCUAACAAGACCUCUCUUCCUCACUUUACUAAUUCUUCUGUCACUUCCGCUCCUUCCUCUGUGAGUUCUACCGCUGUCCCUCGCUUCACAAACUCCUCCAUCGUGACGAAUUCUUCCUUGACUUCUACUCCCUUGACUUCUGAUAGCUCGGUUUCUGUUUCCACUGUUACUAGUCAAAACAACGGUACUGGUUGUUCUGCCUUUACUACCGUAACCGUAACUACCCCUAGUUACAUCCCUAUCUCUUCUACUCCUACAGUGGCUUUACCUUCUGCUGCUCCUAGACCUUCUGAUGCCACUUAUGCCGAUCCUUCUGACACUACCUCCUCUGCAGGCCAAGAUGCCGGUAGUGCUUCCUCUACUCAAUCUUUGCAUACCUCGGUGGUAUCAUCUUCUAAAUCGAUAUCCUCAUCUGGAAACAGUAAUUCAAGGAGCGUUCCUAGUGGUGCCUCUGGUACAGUAAGCAUUAGCUAUGCUUCCCUUCUUCUCAUCUUAAUGUCGAUGAUUGUCCUUUUGUAAGAUUAAUUUCAUAAGGAAUGAGUUGAAGCUUUGGCUGAAUUUAUUUCUUGUAUGCUGGCCAUACAAGAUUUGCUUCAAAAUAUUGAGAGUCAUAUUUUAUUAUCAUUUCAAUUGAUACCCAAGGAUACCCAUUUAUCAUGAUUACAUGAUUAUUUUCAGCAUUUUUUUGAAAAAUGCAAGCAGGACUUUUGUUUGUAUACUUUCUUUUCAUGAUAAUUGAAAUCUUUUAUCUAGCAUUGGGCAUACAUGGUGACGGGCAUACAUCUUUCAUGGUUGGAUUUAUUACCAUUUUAUAUAUUUUUUCUUACAAAGUGCUAGUUGCAUUACUGGAGAAGUCUGAUGAAUUUAUUGGAUACUUCAUGUUUUAUUUUUAUUGCCAUUUCGUCAAGUGGUGUGUUUACUUUUAAUCUCUAUAAUUUUCUAGUGUACAUAGUUUAUUGGUUACAUCUUUCGUUAUUCAUAGUUUACUUUCUUUCUAGAUUCAAGUGCAUAGAAAAUAAAAGUCAUACUAAAGCCCAAA
Schizosaccharomyces cryophilus OY26 is the source of this 2151-nucleotide messenger RNA. RefSeq lists its product as uncharacterized. The coding region runs from base 159 to 1631 and encodes 490 amino acids. The transcript has a single exon. The record is from RefSeq and is a predicted model, not a curated record. NCBI's taxonomy places the organism in Eukaryota, Fungi, Ascomycota, Schizosaccharomycetes, Schizosaccharomycetales, Schizosaccharomycetaceae.